GUUAAGGGACUGUGGCAAUAAGGGCUCAUGGUGGGUUGCAUCAAUAGUGUGUAUAAAUGCUUCUUCUCAGCGUCUGACAGUGAGAAGCGGCACAUGGUGUUUGGGAGGCCCCGCCUCCUGCAGCCUCUAUUCCAGUACUGCCUCCUGCACCAGCUGGACUUUGUCAGCGCGUACAGCCAGGCUCUCUUCAUGCCCCUCUGGACCUCAUUCACUCUGUCUAAACCUGCAGAUCUGGACCCCCUUCCUGAGGUCAUCGAGAACUGCUUAAGAGCUGACGUGAGGAUUGCGCCUGACGGCAGCCCCAGCUGUGACCAGUACGCCGUGGCAAGAAACGUCACUCUGGCCUUCCUCUACCCACCCAACCUUAACAGCGUGGCAGAGGGCCAGUAUGACGGCCUGCUCAUGUCCAAUGUUGUUCCCAUGUAUCCAGGCUUCAAGAGUAAGGUCACGCCAUCUGAUGUCAUCUGGUGUAACAUCACCUACCAGUCAUCCGUGCCUCAUUUGUUUUCCCUAUCAGUCACUAACUCCAUCAUAUGUACUUCUUCCAAAACCAACUGUAAUAAAAUAAAAGCAAACAACAAAUAUUUUCCAUUACCAUUUAAAUAUCAUUUAGCUAAAAAGUAAUGAUUUAUCUUAAAUUACCAUGAAAAAAACCUUAUUACAAUGCAUUAUGUAAUAACUUGACAGUGUCAAUGAAGAAUCCAUCUUGAUUGUUUAUUACAUAAUGCACAGUACUACACUUUCAUAAUUAAAACGUGCAACUCCAGCAUUUUGUAAUAACUGCUGCAACAUGUAAUAAUUUAUUACAAAAUGCACAGAAAUGUAUUACAUAUUGCUUUCAAGCUGUCUAUUACAAAAUGCGAUGGAAUAUUACAAAAUGCAAGUAUACAUUACAUAAUGAAGUGAAAAUUUGUUACAUAUUGUCAGGUUACUACACAAUGUGUUGUAACACACCUGGAACAUGUUUUGCCCACUUUAAGCACAUUAAUACAUAAUGUGUACUGUGUAUUCAUGUAGAAUCCUCUAAAGAUAAAGACAGUUUAUCCCUAGAAAUAAACCUUCUAAGCCUUAAACUGAAAAUAAAAAACAAGAAAAUUAAGCAGAAAUAUAUCUUUCAAACAAAAACAAAUAACUAAUAAACCACACUGAAAGCUAACUAAAACUAAAAUGGAUUUCAAAUGAAAAUUGAAAAUAA
Paramormyrops kingsleyae is the source of this 1195-nucleotide messenger RNA. The record is from RefSeq and is a predicted model, not a curated record. Lineage: Eukaryota; Metazoa; Chordata; Actinopteri; Osteoglossiformes; Mormyridae.